UAAGUGUCGUUUUGUAAAUUUUCACUCCCUUGCCCGUCGGGUCACGUUCUGCUCGUGAUGAGGAUUUUGGGAAUUGAUCUCAAUGUGGCCAAUCAGCGCCACGAUCCCCAACCAGCAAUGACGACGGCACUGCCAGACACUCGCCUUAUAAUUACGAGAGCAACCCCUCGAAGCGCCAUGAUAUCGAUAACGAACUACGUACCUGAUUGAUAACCCUUCAGCAAGAUGACCCAAAGAACAUCCCCGCAGAAAAUCCCCCGCCUCUCCAAGACCGCCCCUCCUACAACCUCCCCGGCCAACCGCUGGCAAGCAGUAGUCAACCGCGACCCAACGGCUACAUCUUUCGUCUACGGCGUCCUCACGACCAAGAUCUAUUGUCGACCCUCUUGUCCUGCGCGUUUGGCUCGCCGAGCAAACGUCGAGUUCUAUGAUACACCCACACAAGCGGAACGAGCAGGGUUCAGAGCCUGUAAGCGCUGCAAACCGGAGACGCUCAAACCGGCCGUCAAUCCACAAGUCUUGUUGGUGCAGAAGGCAUGCCAGACUAUCAAAUCGGAUAUUAUAUCUGGCAAGAAACCGACGUUGGUCAGGCUAGCUGGGGAGGCAGGGUUGACGCCUAGUCAUUUCCAUCGGGUGUUCAAGAAGGUUACGGGUGUUACACCGGGGAAGUAUACGGCUGAGGCUGUGAGCAUGGGGGCAUGUGAGGAUUUCAAGGGCCAGCCGUUGGAUGGUGAUCCGUUACAGGAUGAGAAGGGGGAUAUGUUCAUGUUUCAACCCUGGGAUGGGGAGCUAUUCGCUGGUUUAGAUCCUUGGUUGGCGGGCUUGGAUGCUGCUGGCGCCGAUAGCGAUACCACUUCGAUGUGGAAUGAUUUUGAUGUUUUGAUAGCCGCGGAGGCUGACUAUUCUUCCUGUCAGGAGGUUUGUCCGCUGAUAGGGGCUGUUCAGCUUGGGUUGUCUGAUCCUAGUUCACCUAAUUCUGGUGCCUGAAGUGGUGAACAGUGAACAGGAUUUCAUUUGUUGGUAUUUAAGCGCGAGGUUCACCCAUGAAGUUAUUGUUAGUGCUUGGCCUGGGACGGGGAUCCUUCCAUAGGGUGUUUAAUAUAAGAAAAUGCACCAAUAGGUUUUUGGGUAUAUUAUUCGCUGCAUAAGCCUUGUAUAUAUGUUAUAUGCAGGCACUGGGUGACCCAUCGCAGGAGGCAGAGGAGCUAAAAAUAUAUUUCCCAACUGCGGAACAAAACACGCGACCAAGAACCUGCGAUAUACGGUGUAUUGUUAGACAGUGAAACCUUGACUAUCAAUACUCUGUAGGAUACCUUCAACCCAUUUACUAGUGCUGCUUAACCCCAGGAG
Molecule: messenger RNA, 1350 nt
Organism: Aspergillus versicolor CBS 583.65
Lineage: Eukaryota; Fungi; Ascomycota; Eurotiomycetes; Eurotiales; Aspergillaceae
Gene: mpt
Product: putative DNA repair and transcription factor Ada
Exons: 1
Coding region: 226-987 (253 amino acids)
Biological process (GO): regulation of DNA-templated transcription; DNA repair
Molecular function (GO): methyltransferase activity; sequence-specific DNA binding; DNA-binding transcription factor activity
Source: RefSeq, a predicted model, not a curated record